CCUGACGGAGCGAGCGAGCAAGCGAGCAAGCGGCGGCUGCUGCCUCUCAGGCGGAGCGGAGGUCGCUCGGAGUGCGGACACCGCGGGCUUAUCCUACCCGGGUCUGACCGGCCGCCGGCUAGGAACUUUUCCAAGCCCCGGACGGUCUCUCACCUCCGUGGAGUUACGCAAACUCUCCGUAUUCCUGGAUUGGACAGGAAGGUGCCUCGAUUUUGUGUUGAAGUAUUCACCUUCACAGAGGAUAAAACAGGCUUUCUAGAAGUCUACGGGGAUUCUCAGUCAACCAGGUCAUGGCUUGUCCCAAAAGUCAGAAAAAUCAGCGGACAGAAAGCCAACAGAAACUCCAGAAGAAAAAUCCAGAUGUUUCGCCGAAAUGCGUUUUGAGCCAUAGACGACGGUGAAUGCCAUAAUUGUCCAGGUUUCCAGGCUCUGAUAAAUGAAAUUGUCGAUCUUUCUCUAAUCAAGUUAUUUUUGUGUGUGUCAUCCCUGCCAGUUCUGAUAUCUUCAUUCUUCCAUUGCUCUGAAGCCGUUGAAAACCCCACCGUCAAUGAAGGAAGAAACCGCCUUGGAUUUUGAAGUGUGGGCGAGGUCCUGAUUCUGUCCCAACAUGCGGAAAGGGGCACCCAAGGAUCCGGAUAUCGCCGAGCUCUUCUACAAAGAUGAUCCUCAGGAGCUGUUUGUGGGCUUACAUGAAAUCGGGCAUGGAAGCUUUGGAGCGGUUUAUUUCGCCACCAAUGCCCGGACCAACGAAGUGGUGGCGAUCAAGAAAAUGUCUUACAGCGGAAAACAAACCAACGAGAAAUGGCAGGAUAUCAUCAAAGAAGUCCGAUUUCUGCAACAGCUGAAGCAUCCCAACACUAUAGAAUAUAAAGGCUGCUAUUUGAAAGAACAUACUGCCUGGCUGGUCAUGGAAUAUUGCCUGGGAUCUGCUUCAGAUCUGUUGGAAGUACAUAAGAAGCCUCUUCAGGAAGUAGAGAUCGCUGCCAUUACCGACGGUGCCUUGCAUGGACUGGCAUAUCUUCAUUCACAUUAUAAAAUUCACAGGGAUAUUAAAGCCGGAAAUAUUCUCCUAACGGAACCAGGCCAAGUGAAACUAGCAGACUUCGGCUCUGCUUCUAUAGCCUCUCCUGCCAAUUCUUUCGUGGGAACACCUUACUGGAUGGCUCCAGAAGUAAUCCUGGCUAUGGACGAUGGGCAGUACGACGGGAAAGUCGACGUUUGGUCGCUUGGAAUUACUUGCAUCGAGUUAGCGGAGCGGAAGCCACCUCUCUUCAAUAUGAACGCGAUGAGUGCCUUAUAUCACAUUGCCCAGAACGAUUCCCCCACGCUACAGUCCAAUGAGUGGACAGACUCUUUUAGAAGAUUUGUUGAUUACUGCUUGCAGAAACUACCUCAGGAACGUCCAUCGUCGUCAGAACUUUUGAGGCAUGACUUUGUACGAUGCGAGCGUCCGUCCCGGGUCCUCCUAGACUUGAUUCAAAGAACCAAGGAUGCAGUCCGAGAGUUGGAUAACCUUCAGUCUCGGAAAAUGAACAAAAUCCUUUUCCAGGAGGUCUACAAUGGCCCUCUGAACGAGUCUCAGGAAGACGAGGAGGUAUUCAAAUUUAUCUAUACCGCCGAUGGUGAUAAUAAUAAUCACAUUAAUGGUCAAAGUAACGUGUCUUCCUGCUUCACAGGGUCCCUGCCGAGUCCCUUUUCCUGGGUUCCCAGCACAACAUGAGGAAUGUGCUUGGGAACAAGACUGUCUUACCUCUGACUUCUGGGGGCGUUGAUGCUCUUGAGACAGUCCUCAAGACAGAUGGCAACAGAACAUCUGAAGCAAAUUAACUUUGGUCUCAGUUUUGGGUCACGGCUAUGGAAACCAGGCCUCAGUUAGAUCCAAAACAUUGACUGUGUUUUCCCGAAAA
This is a messenger RNA of Pseudonaja textilis, 1907 nucleotides long. The record is from RefSeq and is a predicted model, not a curated record. NCBI's taxonomy places the organism in Eukaryota, Metazoa, Chordata, Lepidosauria, Squamata, Elapidae.